This is a messenger RNA of Melampsora larici-populina 98AG31, 1782 nucleotides long. RefSeq lists its product as uncharacterized. Gene Ontology annotation, molecular function: zinc ion binding. Bases 1 to 1782 code for a protein of 593 amino acids. The transcript has 2 exons. Lineage: Eukaryota; Fungi; Basidiomycota; Pucciniomycetes; Pucciniales; Melampsoraceae. The record is from RefSeq and is a predicted model, not a curated record.
AUGUCAAAUUCGAUUCCAAGUUCAAUUUCAAAACCAUCAACUUCUAAUACUAAUCCUCAAGAACCAACUACCGAUUCUCAUUCUCAUUCUCAUUCCUCAUUCUAUGAUAACUUUCCAAAUCAUGUGGAAUCUUACUCUGAUGAACUUCCACCCGAUUCACAUCCUAUCAAUCAUGAAGAAAACCAUCAUCACAUCCCUGGAUCAUAUCUAAGAGACAAUUAUGUUAACGAACCUCAUCCUCGAUUGAUGAUGAGAGGAACUACCGGACGUCAUUCUCAUCCUUCGUCACUUCCAAAUCAAUCUCGUUCACGUCCUAGACCAUCAGAACCUAUCUCGAGACCCAAAGUUGAUCUCGAUGAGCCAAGAAAGUGUUGGAUUUGUUACGAUGAUGAAGAACCUGAGAGCCUGGAAUCCGAUCUAGGUUACCCUGUUCUCACCACUUCUGCCUCACUUCAACUUCAGAAAAAGAGAAAGUGGGUAAAGCCUUGUAGAUGUUCAUUGGUAGCUCACGAAAGUUGUUUGCUUACAUGGGUAACUACUUAUCAGCUUACUCACUCUCCUACAACUUCAGUGGCAUCGCGUCUAUCAACUCCUGUCACUUGUCCACAAUGCGCAGCUACUUAUCAUCUAGCGCAACCUUCUUCACACCUUCUGACGAUCAUCGAUUCGUUCAAAAGACCAUACGAUAAAGUUGUCAGUUGGUCUGCUUUAGGCUGCGUCUUACUCGGCUUUAGUAUCACAACCUCUUCUUAUGGGCUUUGGGCAUCUCGAUGUUUUCUCGGUCAAGCUAGAUGGAAUAAUUGGAUCGUCAACUCUUCUGGUCACUUUAGUUUUUCCAAACUCUUUCAAUUAAGUUUAGUAGGACCGAUCUUAUUAUUAAGUCGAACCACUCAGUUAGAUUCUAUCAUUCCAUUCUUACCGAUCUCUUUAGUCUUAUCAAACUUGGCACCUUCUGGAUAUGAUUCACAAGAUUCAACCUCAAAUCAAGUUCAAUUUGUGAAAUUAGAUUCAGUCUUUCCUCCAGGUCCGGCUCUGACGCUUUGUUUGAUACCUUGGGCUAGGAUCGGUUGGAAUUGGAUUUGGUCUAGGAUCACUUAUGUUGUACUUGCACAUGAGUAUAAGUCUUUAGAGUUCAUGGAUCCUGCUAAUGGGUUUCCUAGCGGAUUAGGACUGGAUGGUGGACCUCGACCAGCUUUGGUACCUAAUGCAGUAGGACGUCAGGCUGAAGAAGCAAACGGACCAGAAGAUCAAAGAUUCAAUCCACUUGCUGCAGCUAAUGAUGGUGGUCGUGGUCAAUUGGGUGCAGAAGUGGUUUUGGAUUAUACUACUUUACGAGGAGCGAUCCGGAUGGGCAUGGAAGCUUUACUCUUACCUGGUGCAGCUUCUAUGGCUGGAAACAUGUUACUUUUGAUUUCUAAACAUUUACCAUGGCUACGUACAGUACUAGGGAUCCGUAGUAUCUUACAUCAUUCGUAUUUUAGUGCUCCAUCAACCGGUUCAAUAUGGUAUAGAUUAACGUCAUCUAUUGGGACUACUAUUAGUAGGAUCACAGGAUUAAGAUUCUGGAAUCCAUCUAAUCAUCAACUGGUUGGAAUCUCAGAUUGGAGAACUAAUGAAGGUAUCUUGAAUCAGUAUAAGAAUGGAAUCAUUGAAGAUCCGAUUUGGUGGAGAAAUACAUUGGGAGGUGCAUUGAUUGUGUUGGUGAAAGAUGUGAUGGGAUUGAUUGAAAAGGUUUUAAAGAUUCGUAAGUUGAGUCAAAGAAGGAUUUUGGAUGUAGUUUAA